UUAUAUUAGUGCACAAUUGUAAAUGGGCGCAAUCGUGAACAAAAGCAUGAGAUGAGCUGCAAGCGGCGUAUAGACCGCAAGCGCCCUGCCCAUCAUCAUCAGCAGCAAAGUUGUCGUCUGCUUCGCGUCUCCCAUUUACAAUUUACGCUCUUCUCUCCGCAUUAAGUCGCUCGUUUUGAUUUUAACAUAAAUGCGUACGGGGGCAAAAAAAGGACCAACAACAGUAACAAGGCUAAGCAACAUCAGAGAAGCAGCAGCAGCUAAACAAACAAAAAAAAGAGAAAAAUUUUAGCUACAGAAAAUAAUUUCAACAAUUUUAAUUUCAAUCAAAAAGCAAUAAAACGUCAACGAAGAAAUUGAGAGCAAACCACCCAGUGGAGAGAGCGAGCGGAAAACGGCGCGAACAGCUGGCAAGCGAAGAAGAAGAAGGAGACGAGCAAGCAGCAAGAGACGACCAGGAAUCAUCAACCAGGAAGCGACACAAACACAGUGUUAGGUCAACAAAUGGGAACCAAUUCGGGAGCCACCGCUGGCAUCAACAAUAAGCCGGUUGGCGGUGCGGGUGCCGGCGUUCUCGGCGGUGUCGGCGGCGGUGCCAAUUCCUCAAUUGGCGGCGUCCUCUCCAACAGCUUGGGUGGCGGUGGCGGUCUAAGCAUCAGUGGCCUCAACUCUGGUGGACAGAACGCGAAUGUUGGUAGCUUGGUCACCGGCAUGGGCAGUGGCAACAACAUGAACGACGAUGGCGGCAACGGCAUGUCCGGCGGUGGACCAAAUAAUCAGCAGGCCACCACGCCCCAAUACACAAUACCAGGCAUCUUGCAUUUCAUACAGCACGAGUGGUCUCGCUUCGAGCUGGAGCGCUCACAGUGGGAUGUGGACAGGGCCGAGCUGCAGGCACGAAUUGCAAUGCUUUUGGGAGAGCGCAAAUGUUUGGAAAGUCUCAAAUCGGAUCUGACGAGGCGCAUCAAGAUGCUGGAGUAUGCCCUGCGCCAGGAACGGGCAAAAUUCUAUCGAUUAAAGUACGGCACCGAUCCGCCGCAACUGAACGAGUUUAAGCCGACAAACGAGGAUUCUGGCCUAACCGGUGACGUGGCCACCGAUUCCGAAGUGCCCUACAGCUCUGUGUCGAACACCACGUGGCGGCAGGGCAGGCAAAUGUUGCGCCAAUAUUUGGCCGAGAUCGGCUACACAGACAACAUCAUCGAUGUGCGCUCAAACAGAGUACGCUCGAUCCUGGGCCUGAACAACAAUGCGGAGCACGAUGGCAGUGGCGGUGGUCUUGGCACCGGCGGCGAGAAUCUCAGUCCCAACAUAAAUGGCAACGAGAGCAACAAGCGGGCCUCGGACACGGAAGGCCGUCAUACUCCCGCUAAAAAACAAGUGCAACAAGCGUCCGAUGGCAUCAUCAUUGACACCGAGGCGGCGGUAAUGGCGAACUUUGAGUUCCUUGGCCCCACAGAGAUGUCCGACGAUGAUGAGAUAUCCGAUGAUCUGGAAAUGGUGGCCACCGACAGUGAUGACACGGACGUGAAGCUGGCCAAACGGGCCAAAUCUGGCAAGGAAAUGCUGACUGAAGAUCUUGAGGCCGAGGUGGGAGAGCAGCUCUUGAACGAUAUGAAUCUUAUAAACGAAGAAGUGGACGGCUCAUUGGGACUGGGUGAGUUGGCCCAACUGACGGUGAAUAAUGAAUCGGAUGGAGCGUACGAUUCGAAUGCCAAGGAUGGUACUGGCGGCAGUGCCGGCGGUGCUGGUUACCGCAAGACCUGGAAUGCCAAGUAUACGCUACGCUCCCAUUUUGAUGGCGUUCGUUCGCUCAUUUUCCAUCCGGAGGAGCCAGUGCUGAUCACCGCCUCCGAGGAUCACACGCUCAAGCUGUGGAACCUACAGAAGACGGUGCAAGCCAAAAAGUCAGCUAGUCUCGAUGUGGAGCCAUUGUAUACGUUCCGCGCCCAUACGGGUCCUGUCUUGUGCCUGGGCAUGUCAACCAGCGGCGAGACAUGCUAUUCGGGCGGCCUCGAUGGCAACAUCGAGUGCUGGCAGCUGCCAUCGCCCAAUAUCGAUCCCUACGACUGCUACGAUCCGAAUGUACAUUCGGGCACCCUCGAGGGUCACACGGACGCCGUCUGGGGGCUAACGACAAUGCAGAAUAAUAUUGUAUCGUGCUCGGCCGAUGGCACUGUGAAAUUGUGGUCGCCCUUCAAUAAGGAUCCAAUGCUGCGUACCUACACGGCUGCCGAGGCGGAGGGUGUACCAUCGUCCGUGGACUUUGUGCGAAAUGAGGUGGAUCACAUUGUGGUGGCGUACAACAGUGCGCAUUGCAUCAUCUACGACACGGAGACGGGCAAGCAGGUGAUCAAGCUGGAGGCGGCACAGGAGAUGUCGGGCAAUACGGGGAAAUUCAUCAACAAGGUGGUUUCGCAUCCCACACUGCCCAUCACAAUUACGGCGCACGAGGACCGGCAUAUUCGCUUCUGGGACAACAACUCAGGCACUCUGGUGCACUCAAUGGUGGCGCAUCUGGAGCCGGUCACAUCGCUGGCCGUGGAUGCACAUGGUCUGUACUUGCUAUCCGGCUCGCAUGAUUGCUCGAUACGGCUGUGGAAUCUGGACAAUAAGACGUGCGUACAGGAGAUUACAGCGCAUCGCAAAAAGUUCGAUGAGAGUAUAUUCGAUGUGGCAUUCCAUGCCACCAAACCGUAUAUAGCCAGUGCCGGGGCCGAUGGCCUGGCCAAGGUGUUUGUCUAAGAGACCACACAGCCGGCCCGGCCCCGCCCCGCCCCGCCCUCAGAGAAUGCAGAAUCCAGAAUCCACAGCCAGAAAGCAGCUCCACAAGCAAAGCGAUUACGAGUUCGAGUUAAAUAAUUAUACAUACAUUAUAUAUAUAUAUAUACUUAUACAUUUAAAUCUAAUUAUACCACACGAAAAGAACAACCAACAACAACAACAAAAAACAAAAUUAUGCAUAUACAUUAACUAACAAAACAAACAAAUUGCUAUAAAUUCAAUAUAAUAAACGGCAUUUCAAAGUAGCAGAAGAGCAAAGCAAAAGUCAAGUACGACCAUGAAUUGUGUGUAAUCUAGGAAAGUAAUUCUAAAGCAAUGCAAACAAAUUGGCAUAGAUAUAACCCUAACCCUUCCCCCUCCCCCCAUAGACAGUAUAAGUGCAACAAAACAACAAACAUCAUUGAACAUUAUGUAUUUGUUAAUAACACACACACACACAGACACAACAAAAUGAUGCAUUAUAGAGAAUAGUCGUAUGUAAACGCCAAAAGGAAUUUGAUGCUGUUUGAGAUAAACUCUGCAAUAUUGAUUUCCUUUCUAGGGUUUUAGUUUUAGUCGUAUAAUUGGUGGGCACUUGCACAGCGAUUGUUUGAAAGCUAAUUGAGAGAGAGCGGCCCUGCCUGCUUCAACUUCCUGUACAUUUUAUAUAUACAUAAAUAUAUAUAUGUAUAAAUUAUAUAUUUAUUAUUGUAUGCCCAUGGCAAAAACCGUUCGAUAGUGGAUAGUUUGAGAUGGCUAAGCCUUUUCUUAAAUAUAGGCCACGCACGGUCGCUGUGCAAGUGCCACUGGAACUCACCCUCACCCCUGUAGAGUGGAAAAACAUAACGCAAAAAAUGUAGACGAUCAAAUUUUGUAGUAUUAAAAUAAGCAUAUUGCAUUAUGACCCACAAACCAUACUAUAACACCCGUAAAACCUUAAAACCCAUAUUAGCUGGAGAGCGAAAGAAAUUUGUAAAUUAACAUUAAUUAGAGGGGACAACCAAGAGAUGAGGGAUAGAGGCGGAUAUUUAUUUCAAAAACCACGCAAGAAAACAAACAAUACAAAACUUUAUUAAUUACUAAGUGCAACAUAAAACAAACAAAAAACAAAAACUGCUUAUAUAUUCUAUAUGAUUUCCGUUUUGUCAUUAAACGAUGGGAUGCAAUGCUUGAUUGAGUAUGGGGGAAAAGAUGAUGAUAUAUAAUUGAUAUACAAAAUAAUUGCAGGCAAGCUAUAAACUGUGUACGCUAAGCUAUUUAUUUAAUUUAUGCCUAGUAUUAAAGUAAACAAACAAACAAAACAAAACAAAACAAAAAAAACAACAUCGUGUCGCCUGAUUUCGUAGUUGAAAUAUAAAUUAGAAAUCGCUUAUCGAUGGAAUGCGUACCGUACUCGUAAUUUUAAU
This is a messenger RNA of Drosophila obscura, 4169 nucleotides long. RefSeq names its product striatin-3 (gene Cka). The coding region runs from base 505 to 2745 and encodes 746 amino acids. The transcript has 6 exons. The record is from RefSeq and is a predicted model, not a curated record. Lineage: Eukaryota; Metazoa; Arthropoda; Insecta; Diptera; Drosophilidae. Gene Ontology annotation, molecular function: protein binding.